Molecule: messenger RNA, 2506 nt
Organism: Falco peregrinus (peregrine falcon)
Lineage: Eukaryota; Metazoa; Chordata; Aves; Falconiformes; Falconidae
Gene: CRTAC1
Product: cartilage acidic protein 1
Exons: 15
Coding region: 56-1999 (647 amino acids)
Biological process (GO): axonal fasciculation
Molecular function (GO): calcium ion binding
Source: RefSeq, a predicted model, not a curated record
GAGCGGCGGAGCCGGAGGCGGGCGGCACGGCGGGCGGCGAGGCAGGCGCUGCGGGAUGCGCUCCCGCCGGCGCGGGGGCGCCGGGCAGCCCCCCUGGCCCGUGCCCAGGAUGCUGGUGCUGUGCCUGCUGUCCCUGGCCUGGCUCAGUGAGAGCUCCCAGCGUAGUGAGCCCAUGUUCAUGGCUGUCACCCACCGCCUCCUACCACCUGACUAUGACAGCAACCCUACACAACUCAACUAUGGUGUGGCCGUCACUGACCUGGAUGCUGAUGGCAACUUUGAGAUCGUGGUGGCAGGGUACAAUGGCCCCAACCUGGUGCUCAAGUAUGACAAGGUGCGGGGACGGCUGGUGAAUGUGGCGGAGGAUGAGCGGGACUCCCCGUACUAUGCACUGCGGGACCGGCAGGGCAAUGCCAUUGGUGUGACAGCCUGCGACAUCGAUGGGGAUGGCCGCGAGGAGAUCUACUUUCUCAACACCAACAAUGCCUUCUCUGGCAUGGCUACUUACACGGACAAGCUCUUCAAGCUCCGCGAUGGGCGCUGGGAAGACCUCCUGAGUGACGAGGUGAACCGGGAUGUGGCCAGCCGCUUCGCCGGGCGCUCUGUUGCCUGUGUGGACCGGACGGGCUCCGGCAGGUACUCCAUCUACAUCGCCAACUACGCCAGCGGUAACGUGGGCCCCCACGCUCUGAUCGAGAUGGACGUGGCCGCCAGUGACCCUGCCCGUGGCGUCGUGGUGCUGGUGGACGUGGCCGCCCAGGCUGGCGUCAGCAAGUACACAGGGGGUCGUGGGGUGGCCGUGGGCCCCAUCCUGAGUGACAGCGCCUCCGACAUAUUCUGUGGUAAUGAGAACAGCCCCAAUUUCCUCUUCCACAACUUGGGGGACGGGACGUAUCGGGAUGUAGCAGCUGCUGUGGGGCUGGAUGACCCCUACCAGCAUGGACGUGGCGUGGCACUGGCUGACUUCAACCGUGAUGGCCGGGUGGACAUUGUCUAUGGCAACUGGAACGGGCCACACCGCCUCUACCUGCAGAGCGGGGGUCCCGGGCGUGUCCGAUUCCGGGACAUCGCCACCCCCAAGUUCUCCAUGCCAUCCCCAGUCCGCACUGUCAUCGCAGCAGACUUCGACAACGAUCAGGAGCUGGAGGUUUUCUUCAACAACAUUGCUUACCGCGGCUCCUCUGCCAACCGCCUAUUCCGGCUCAUCCGCAGGGAGCACUCAGACCCCAUUGUGGAAGAGCUGAAUCCAGGAGAUGCGCUGGAGCCAGAGGGACGGGGCACAGGAGGUGCAGUGACAGAUUUUGAUGGUGAUGGGAUGUUGGACCUCAUCCUGUCUCACGGAGAGUCCAUGGCACAACCGAUCUCCAUCUUCAAGGGCACCCAGGGCACCAGCAACAACUGGCUGCGUGUCAUCCCCCGCACCCGCUUCGGGGCCUUUGCGCGAGGAGCCAAAGUGGUGCUGUUCACGCGGCGCAGCGGGGCCCACCUGCGCAUCAUUGACGGUGGAUCAGGGUACCUCUGUGAGAUGGAGCCUGUGGCGCACUUUGGACUGGGGCACGAUGAAGCCAGCAGCUUGGAGGUGACCUGGCCGGAUGGCCGUGUUGUGGCACGAGCUGUGGCCAGCAGCGAGACAAACUCUGUCUUGGAGAUCCCCUAUCCCUUGGAUGUGGAGGAGCAGCUCAUGCCUGCCCCGCUGGAGUGCGGGCAGGGAUUCUCCCAGCACAAGAACGGACGCUGUGUAGAUACGGACGAGUGCACAGAGUUCCCCUUUGUCUGCCCCCGAGACAAGCCCAUCUGCAUCAACACCUAUGGCGGGUACCGCUGCCGCAGCAACAAGCGCUGCAGCCGGGGCUUCGAGCCCAAUGAGGAUGGCACAGCUUGCGUGGCUCAAGUGGCCUUUUUUGGGGGAUAUCCCUCCGCCGGGAGCUGGCACGGGCUCCCCCACAGUACCCUCCUCCCUCUAGUCCUCGGACUCUGCCUUUGCCUCUAUGCACUUUAACCCUUGCCCGUAACACGCCAGAGCAGCCUUGGCGGAAGGACCGGCCAGCCUCUGCCUGUCUCUUUUUCUCUCUCUUUCCCUCCAUGUUGAACUGCCCUGGAAGUGCCAGCUGUGCCCUACGGGGGUGGCCUGCAAUGGGACAGGCACGGAGCCCAGCUGCCCCUUGCACCGUGUCUGGGAAAGCAGCCCCGGGGCAGUGCCCCUUCGCCAGCACCUCCCCGCCCCAGUGCUGCUCCUGCCACACCGGUGCCUCCCGGGUGGUCGCUUGCUCCGUCGCCUUGACGUACCAUGUGCCUGCUGGUUUGGCCUGCGACGUGUGUGCUUCACCUGCCCCCUCCUCAGUGAGGGAGACCCCCCUCCCCAGCCCUGGCAGAGGAGGGUCCCCCCAGCCCUGCAGAGGAAGGACCCUCCUGGUCUGUUUUUUUUAACGUAUUGACCCCACUGUUUGGAGUCAAACCCUGCUCAGUCUUCCAGCCCCUCUCCCAGAGAACUCCCCCAAUAAACUAU